This is a messenger RNA of Amorphotheca resinae ATCC 22711, 1533 nucleotides long. RefSeq lists its product as hypothetical. Gene Ontology annotation, molecular function: protein-cysteine S-palmitoyltransferase activity. The coding region runs from base 1 to 1533 and encodes 510 amino acids. NCBI's taxonomy places the organism in Eukaryota, Fungi, Ascomycota, Leotiomycetes, Helotiales, Amorphothecaceae. Gene Ontology annotation, cellular component: endoplasmic reticulum; Golgi apparatus. The transcript is spliced from 2 exons. The record is from RefSeq and is a predicted model, not a curated record. Gene Ontology annotation, biological process: protein targeting to membrane; peptidyl-L-cysteine S-palmitoylation.
AUGCCUCGGAAAUGGGCUAGGAAAUGCGAGCGGUAUUGCUGCUUGGGAGCUACUUACUUUCCCCUACUUUUCGUCUACAGCAUCACGACUUGGGCCGUUUGGGUAGAAUCGACGAUUGGGUUCUUGCCCGCGAGUGCGCAAAGUUCCUGGAUAGGGAAUGGGACCUCAUUCCUUGGUAUCGCCAUAUAUCUCCUCCUCGUCUGGUCUUACACAACCGCUGUAUUCACGAGCCCCGGGACGACCACACCUAAAAACAAUGGCUACAGCUCUCUUCCCAUGCACGCAACCCCUGUGGCAACGAAUUUCACUGUGAAAGCGAAUGGCGAACUACGAUACUGCAAGAAGUGCCAGGCGAGGAAGCCGGACCGCGCGCAUCAUUGCUCGACAUGCCGGGCAUGUGUGUUGAAGAUGGACCAUCAUUGUCCUUGGCUCGCAACCUGUGUUGGAUUGAGAAACUACAAGGCCUUUCUCCUGUUCCUCAUAUACACGACAUUAUUCUGCUUUCUCUGCUUUUGCGUUUCGGCAACUUGGGUCUGGCAGGAGCUGUUAAAUGAAGGAGAAUCUUCAGAGAGCCUGAUGCCGAUCAACUACGUUAUGCUAGCAGUUAUCUCAGGAAUAAUCGGUUUGGUCUUAGCGGGGUUCACGGGCUGGCACAUCCUGCUUGCUUCGCGGGGACAAACAACGAUCGAGUGUUUAGAAAAGACAAGAUACCUAUCGCCAUUGCGGAAAACCCUACAGUAUGAACACAUACCGCAAAAUCAAGGAUAUGAGGCUCCCAGCUAUGGACAGCGGCUACGAAAUGACGAAGAUGCGACUAGGGAACCACGACAGCAGGAGGUAGACCAUAUGGAGAAUGGCGAGCAGAGACAAGUAUCUUAUGAUGCGGCGGAGCGAAGCCGAGCACGGGCAAGAUAUGAGGAAUACCUCGAUCAACAAGACUCGGAGAAAUUGCCGAGUGCUUUUGAUCUUGGCUGGAAGAGAAACCUCCUGCAUUUGUUUGGUCCGAGAAAAGCUUUGUGGGCUUUCCCCAUCUGCAAUACUACUGGGGAUGGAUGGAGUUGGGAGCCGAGCGAGAAAUGGUUGGAAGCAAGGAAACGAAUAGCAAGCGAAAGGGAAGCACAGAAACUACGAGAACAGAAUGCUGGGUGGGGAGAGCCAUCACUGGCGUUCCCCCCUCAGCAAGAGGGUGCCGGAAGACACUAUGUAACAUUUCCCCGGUCUCCAUCAAAAGCUGACCGUGUCUUGGGGCGGAGUCCAAAUGACUACCUUGACGAAUCAUACCCAAGAGAGUCAAACUCAGUCUCAAUGCGAAACCUGCAACCUCGAGCUGGGGACUUGGACGAUGAUCAGUAUGAUAUCAGCAGUGAUGAGGACGAAGCAGAGCAACGGGCUUUGGAUCGUAAAGCAACCGACGGAUGGCCGCGGAGAGUUGGCGUGGUCACGAAUACGCUAUUGGGAAACAGGCUAGCAAGACAGAAAGAUAAUGAAAGGGGGCGGGAUGGUUGGGAUGGUCAGGAUGAAGGGGUAGAUUGA